Molecule: messenger RNA, 894 nt
Organism: Brassica rapa (field mustard)
Lineage: Eukaryota; Viridiplantae; Streptophyta; Magnoliopsida; Brassicales; Brassicaceae
Source: RefSeq, a predicted model, not a curated record
GAAGGGUAAAUGUCAAUGACCAUUUUGACCUUCAUUUAUACGAACAAAAAAAGUCGAACCCAAAAAUUAUAGUCUACAACUGUUAACCAAGUGACCUAACGUGUUUUUUGAAAUUUUCUCAAAAAUAAUAUUUAACCAUCUGAAUUUGUUUAUACUAAUACUAUAGAUUUUCUAUUACUUUUAUGUUUAGCUUAGGACAAUUGACACACAUAUAUAUAUAUAUAUAUGUUUGAUUGUUUAUUUUCGUAUUGGUCAUAUAACUAUUAUUAGUUUAUUCUAUUGUUUUCUAACUAUUUUAAAAACUGUUUAAAUCUUAUGUGGGAUGUUUCAAUUAUUUGAUGUAUAGGUAUUUUAUAUAUAUAUAUAUAUAUAUAUAUAUAUAUAUAUAUAUGCCGUAUCCGUAUCUAUGAAUUUUAAGUUUGACGUUUUCCGUCCUUGUUCCCCUCCCGGUUUCCGGUCCCCGUCCUGGUCCCUGGGCUGCUUAGUCGUCUGCCAUAAAUCCUCUAAUCAAGAUGACUAUUGACCCUCCACAUCUCUCCUCCGGCUCGAUGAUAUCUAUCUCUUUGUGUUCUCUUCUUCUCAGACUAUUUAUACAUCCUUCCACAUCACUCUUUCCUCAGAUCGAAAAAAUCCAUACCUUCAUCAUGGGCAAACAAACCGCAAUCCUCACCGGCAAAGCUUCUUCCCCUCUCCUCUUCCGACAUGUUUCACCAGGGCUAGGAGAUUCCACCAUGCAGUUUAGGCUUCUUCAUCACUGGGAAGCUCGCAAGAAUGUGAAAGGAGGACCUGACAUCCUUCUUGGGAUUGAGAUGCUUAUGAUCGAUGAAGAGAUGUUGUUAGCCACCUUAAGCUGGUUGAUGGCCAGCCUCUCCAUGAGCGCCCGGUUUUGACUUA